AUGCUCUGCCAGGAAUCGUUCAAUAGCAUCGACGCGCUGUGCCACCUGAUGCCAGGGGUUUGCAGGUCUCAGAUGCGCCUCUUCUUGGCCCUGACGCACCUGCCACGGUUGCGGGAGUACCUGAAGGUGUACAAGCGCUGCGAGAGGCUGUUGCUCUUCAACGCGGACUGCCCCACUGGGCGCUACGCCUUGAACAUGUCGGUGCCUUCCGACUACGCGGUGGCGGAGAUGCUGAAGAUGCUGGACGCGUGGGAGGCGAGCAUGGCCAAGGAAGCGGGUCUGCAGGAUCGCUCCCAGUAUGGCAACUGGUCGAGCGUGCGCAACUGCACCUACCUGAACCAGAGCCUCCUGUCCCUCACGGACUGUCUUCUCCCCAACCACGAGACGCUCCGCCUGGACUUCGUCACCUGGCGCCGGCCGAAGGACGCCCGAGCACUUCCGGCCGACAGGUGGGAGGGCAUGAUGGUCCACCUCUCACAGGCGCCUUUGGCCUCGAAGGCCAAGGCGCAGGCACUGCGCGGAGUUGCAGACCGCAUCUUCCUGACCUCCAUGCAGUGCCGGCAGCUCCUGGGGAUGUUCGAGGAGCGCAGCUCACGCGUGGAGGCGCUGUGUAGCCUGGUUCUGCGCCUCACCGACCCUCAGAACAUGAAGAUGAUUGCUUCACGUGUGGAGUGGGACGAGUGGGAGGAGCUGCGCGGACGUUUGGGAACCCUGUCGCUCUUUCCGUACAUCCAGCCGGAGCAGCACCAGUUCGUGCUCGACACGUCGCGGUACGAAGACCGCAUCGCUGCAAGCCUGGUGGUUCGAAUGAACAUGAAGGAGUCCAAGCGCUUGGGGAACAUCCGAAAUCCCAGUUUGGUUCUCAUCGGCGGGAACCAGUUCCAGUUCGAUCGCGGUGUUCCGGCUGGGUGGACAAACACUUCGGCCAUCCCGCAGGGCACCUUGCGCCUGCAGUACAUGUGCGCGCCCGAGGACCACUUGAUAGAUUUCCGCUACGAACUUCUGGCGCAGUAUGGGGGCUGGCAAGCGGACCCGAAGGCCAAAAUCAUUUGGUGGGCUUACCUGCAGGCGGUGCCGGAGCCUGUGGUCACCUUCCUGAUCCAUGUCUUGCGACACUUCCGGGACGACCUGCGGGCGGCCUUUCAGAUGAUCGAUGGGCAAGCUGACACCGGCAACGGCAAGCUGACACUGCGGGAGUUCAAGCUGGCGGUGGCGAGCCUGGGUUGGAAGGAGUUCAUGGACCCCGAGCGCGCGACCCAGAUCUUUCGAUAUCUGGACCCUGACCGCGGAGGCACCAUCUCCUACGCGGAGUGGCAGGUCAUGGAGGAAUUCUUGAAGGAGCUCCAGUUGUCCAUCCUGGAGCUCUUGCAGCACGUGUACUGUACCUUCGGGAGCGUGGAGGUAGCCCACGACUUCCUUGACAAGGACGGUAGCUCCUCCGUGGAUGAGGAGGAGUGGGCACAGGCCACGAAGGAGAUGGGCUACUUUGGGCCCAGCGGCAUCAUCUACAAGUACCUGUGCGCUGACCAGGUGCAGGGGCAGACCUCCGGCCUCACGAAGGAGAGGUGGCAGAAGGCAGUUGACAUUUGGACGAGGCGCAAGAUCAUCUUCCAGCGGAUCCUCGGCUGA
Messenger RNA from Effrenium voratum, 1629 nucleotides. Lineage: Eukaryota; Dinophyceae; Suessiales; Symbiodiniaceae. The record is from the annotation of a GenBank genome assembly.